Molecule: messenger RNA, 910 nt
Organism: Amaranthus tricolor (Joseph's coat)
Lineage: Eukaryota; Viridiplantae; Streptophyta; Magnoliopsida; Caryophyllales; Amaranthaceae
Exons: 2
Coding region: 1-597 (198 amino acids)
Source: RefSeq, a predicted model, not a curated record
AUGGAUAAAAAAUCUAGUUCCUACAAUUCAAAUAGUUGUUAUUGGAAACUCUAUAAAAAAUCAGUUCGAACCAUACGUUUCACCAAACAGAAGCAGCAUCUUCAAGCUGCUGUUAAACCCACCACUGACUCACCUUCUGCAACUAUUUCUCCUAAUACUAUUGAAGAUCGUUGUAUUCGACUCACUAGAGUUGACACCGUCACCAUUGAAACUCCUCCUAAUGUGUCUAUGGAAACUACUGAUCUCAGUGAUCGUUGUCCUCGAGUCUUCAAGCAAUCUGUUGCACCUAUAACAACACCAACAGCAGCAGCAGCAGUAGCUGAUGACAAGAAAGAAGCCUAUCAGAAGGUUGCUGUUAUUCAAGCCAAACCUAAGGUAACUGUUGUUCCAAUAGAAGGUCAUGAAAAUCGAAUUCCAGCAAUUAUUUCUCAUGUAGAUGGCCGGAAGAAAACAUACAUAGCAGAGAGUAUAAAUGUUUUAAUGACAGGGUUAACGACUUUAUUAAUCGAACUAAGAACAAGUUUCAAGCACCUUCUUUUAUUGAAGCUUCUAAGGGUGAAGAGAAUAGACUCAAAUAAGAUUCAGUCAAGGGUAUGACAAGAACCGGAGUAAUAUUAAUGUUCGUUUUUGUGAUGUGUACACUAUAUAUAUGGAAUAUGCAUAUGUUUCAUGGAUGUUACGGACUAAAGUAGGCAUACGAAGCUUACUGUCCUAAUUAUCUGAUGGCAAUAGAUAUAAUUGAGAUGACUGCAGAUGAUCUUUUUUUUUUUUUUUUUUUUUUUUUAUGAUGAUUAAUGUUCUUUUGGUUUUCUUACAUAUGAGUGUGAGUGCAGAGAUUGAUUUUAUUAUAUUCAGUUAUACUUGUAGUAUUAUAUAUAUGUUGAAUGAUCAUCCAGUUUCUUAAUAUAAA